Varanus komodoensis (Komodo dragon) is the source of this 7480-nucleotide messenger RNA. RefSeq names its product desmocollin-1-like. Bases 16 to 2748 code for a protein of 910 amino acids. Gene Ontology annotation, biological process: multicellular organism development; regulation of axonogenesis; homophilic cell-cell adhesion. The record is from RefSeq and is a predicted model, not a curated record. Gene Ontology annotation, cellular component: desmosome; plasma membrane; postsynaptic specialization membrane. Gene Ontology annotation, molecular function: cadherin binding; calcium ion binding. NCBI's taxonomy places the organism in Eukaryota, Metazoa, Chordata, Lepidosauria, Squamata, Varanidae. The transcript has 16 exons.
CUCACCCGGUGAAACAUGGCCCCGCUAGCAAGCGCCGAGCGCCUGCGCAGCGCGGCGUGGCUCCGGCUCCUCGCCGGGCUCCUGGUACUAAAUUUAUUUUGUGAAGCUUGCGAGAAAGUGACUUUUAAUGUGCUUUCCACACUAGAGGCAGGGACAUUAAUUGGCAGAGUGAAUCUGGAACAGUGUUAUAAGAAUUCUGACCUGAUCAGUUCAAGUGAUCCGAACUUCAGAGUUCUAGAAGAUGGGUCUUUGUUUACAACAAAUGCUGUUUCAUUGUCUUCUGAGAAGAAAACAUUUACCAUAUUGCUUAAGAAUUUGCAAGAUCCUCAACCAAAGCAAAUACAUGUUGAUUUGCUGCCACAUCCCAAACAGAUUCAUAGAACAGGAGAGACUGUUCUAAGACGAACUAAACGAAGGUGGGCUCCAGUUCCAACUAUUAUAAUGGAAAACUCAUUAGGACCUUUCCCAAUGCAGAUUCAGCAGCUCUCCUCCGAUACUGCUCAGAGGUAUAACAUCACCUAUUCUAUACAAGGCCCAGGUGUUACUCAACCACCACUAAAUUAUUUCUAUAUUGAGAAAGAAACAGGAAAUCUCUUUGUUACUUGCCCAAUAGAUCGGGAGGAAUAUCCAGAAUUUACGCUAAUUUGCUAUGCACAGACACCAGAUGGAUAUACACCAGAGAAACCACUUGUACACAUCAUCAGAAUAGAGGAUGAUAAUGACAAUCCCCCAGUUUUUGUAUCAAAUCCUUUUAUUUUCUCUGUGCCUGAAAACAGCAGACUUAACUUCGUCGUUGGACAAGUGAGCGCAACAGACAGAGAUGAGCCUAAUACGUUGCAUACAAAACUGAAGUACAGAAUUUUAAGCCAGAGUCCUGCACCUACUAAGGGCGGCGCCACAUUUAAUAUAGAACCAGAUUCAGGUUAUAUUACUUUGGCAUCCUUAAACCUGGACAGAGAGCGUGCAGACACACAUACCUUGAUGGUAGAAGCAAGAGAUAUGGGAGGUCAGCACUUCGGUUUGUGCAAUACGGCAACAGUUAUAGUUAACGUUGAUGAUUCAAAUGAUCAUGCACCAGUGUGUGAACAUAGUAAGUAUGAAGCAAGUGUUCUAGAAAACACAGUUGGUGCAAAAGUAGUGGACAUUGGUGUCAUAGACAGAGAUGCACAUGGAACACCAGCCUGGCAUGCUACUUUCAACAUUAUAAAGGGAAAUGAAGAUGGUGCUUUCAAAAUUACUAAAGAUCAGGGUUCAAAUAUUGGUACUUUAUGUAUUGAAAAGGGAUUGGACUAUGAAAAAAACAAGGAGAGAAAAUUGGAAAUAGUGGUGAAUAAUGAAUCCCCUUAUGCUUUAGCACCGAAUGCAAAACCAAUUACCACAACUACGUGUACAGUUUUUGUCAAAGUUCGGGAUUUGGAUGAAGGGCCUGAAUUUGAACCUUGUAUAUAUGUAUUAAACAUUAAGGAAUGUUUACCUGCUGGAACAGUGGUUGGCAGAUACCUUGCAAGGGAUCCAGAAACUAGAAAUAGUGAAGACUUAAGAUAUCAGAUAAUAAAUGACCCAUGUAAUUGGAUCACUAUGGACAACUCAGGUCAGAUCAGAACCACUAAAGUUUUAGACAGGGAUUCCCCAGACUUGAGAAACUACCAGUGUAAUGUAACAGUUUCUGCAACUGACCGAAGUGGAAAAGUAGGCACUGGAACAGUGGUGGUUAAUCUAUUAGAUGAGAAUGAUAAUUUCCCAGUGAUUGUUCAGAAGGAAUACAUAAUGUGCAGAGACAGAAAGCCAAUUUGCCUUACUGCUGUGGAUGCUGAUAUAGAACCUCAUACAACUCCUUUUCGUUUUGCAAUUCCUGACCAGAUGGUUCCCCAGUGGAAGUUUACACAACAUGAUGAAAGAUCUAUAUAUCUGGAACCAAGAGGCCACAUAGAUUAUGGUGAAUACACCAUUCCUAUCCAAGUAACUGAUAAAGGAGGUAAAAGUGGAGUGACAGAAGUAAAAGUUCACGUGUGUGAUUGUACCACCCCUAGUGACUGUCAUCCUGCGCGAGUUCCAAGACCUGGACGCCAGGACACGUCUGAUGUUACUCUUGGUAUCUGGGCCAUCCUUGCCAUGAUUUUGGGAUCAUUAUUGCUAUUAUUAAUCCUGAUAACACUUUGUGGUUGUUGUGGUGCUGCACCUGUGAGCACAAGUAAGCAUGUGUGUGAUGACUUAGCAAAUCAGAACUUAAUCAUAUCAAAUACUGAAGCUCCUGGAGAAGAAGUAAUGGACCCCAAUAUAAUUCCUGUGAAAAUGGGAAACAUUGUUACUUGUGAUCAAGGAGGUACUGCUAUAAAAACUGGGGGGCAGGAAUCUUUUGAAAUGGUCAAGGGAACAGGACACCAGACACUGGAAUCAGUCAAGGGAGGAGGACACCACACCUUAGAAUCCGUCAAAGGAGUGGGACAUCAUACAUUAGACUAUGGAAGGGGAAAUGGACAGUCCAUGAUGGAGACAUACAAAUACAACUACUCAGAAUGGCAGAAUUUCACACACCCUCGCCUCACUGAGAAAGUGUAUCUGUGUGGACAGGAUGAAGAGCAUAAGCAUUCUGAUGAUUAUAUCCUUUCAUACAAUUAUGAAGGAAGAGGCUCUCCAGCUGGCUCUGUAGGCUGCUGCACUGAUCAGCAAGAAGAAGAGGCACUUGACUUUUUAGAUCAGCUGGAACCCAAGUUUAGGACAUUAGCAGAAACCUGUGUGAAGAGAUAAGUGUGCUGACAACAGCGCAGGAAACCACCCCCCUUUUCACAGGGUCGCUGUUUUAAAACUUGAAUACAGCAGAUUUCUCUCUGUCUCUUUCUCUUUUCCUUCAUGGGAGUGGUUAAUCAAAUACAGUCUAGUAUUAGAGUUGUUAGUAUCAAUAUUUCUGUAAUAAAACUUCAGGGUUCUUUGCUUUUCUGAUGUAUUCUUUUAGAUUUACAUUGAAACAUCUAUUUUUUAAACCAAAUGUAAAUACAAUUUUGUAGUUACAUGGCUUUCUACACAGCCAGAAUGUUUCUGGUUUUCAUUGCAUCUACCUUUACAGGAAGGGAAAGUGUAUUCCUUAUCAUUUUAAGAACUAAAGUUCAAAGAAUUACUGGUUGUUUGGGCCUCGGUGAUAGUAAACCUUGUUUCAUUCACCUGGAUCUUUCUUUUAGUUUUAUGGAACAAAAUGCUACAGCAUUACUGUUGGAUGUUCAAGUAGUUAGCAAUGUCUUAUAUUCUUAUAAAAGUCCAAGGGGUUUUGUUUGUUUGUUUUUAAGAACUGAGACAAUUGAAAUAAAGCAACAAAAUGUCACAACCAGCUAUGCCCUUUGCAUGUUCCACCCCCUUUCCUGGUUUUCCAUUCUCCUUUCCCUCUUCCUGCGUCUCAUCAAUCUUUCUGUACUCCAGCAAUACUUUUCACUGAGCUAGAGUUAGAAGGGUAGAAUAAACAAAGUGCCUAUUUUUAAUGCAAACUGUGGGUUUCCCUCCAAGCCUUCUGAUACUUCUCCCUUAUGUGUGGAUGGUGCCAUUUUGGUUCCGUAAGGAGCAACACUCAGACAACAAGUUUACUGGUAAUGGAUUAGGUAUGACUAUGAUAUGCAUUCAGUUUGAAAUAAACAGGAACAGGGAGGAAGCAAUGUCAUAAUGCAUACAUCUAAUGUUUCUUAAACUUCCUCCCACAUACUGGAUUUCUGUGCACUAAAUCGGGAUCAAAUGCAUGUGCUGAAACCAUGGCAGCAGUAAGCAUACAAAUGAAAAUGUGACAUUGAUAUGCUGUUGAAAAAGAUGACAAAAGCCACAAUUUCACACAGUGAAAUUGCAGGAAUAACAACAGUGUGAUCUGAGCACAAUGAAUAUUGCCGAGUGUUUUGAAACAUUGCAUUGAUCACACUGUAAACACAGGUAUAAUUUGGAAAACACUGAUACCCUCAGUUACCACUUUUAUUGACUUCUUCCAUCUCUGGCCCAACAGAGAAAUAUCCAGGAAUGAUCUCUGCUGGGUUUGCACAUCACAUGGUGAUGAUCCUUUGAAAUUUGCUUGCAUUAAUUUUCACAGUGUGAGCUAUUCUGACAAAAUGUACAUUUGAUCUUUUUUGUACACAGAAAUGUAUGUACCUGUAAUUGGUCUGGAAAUACAAGACAAGUAUAUAGUGUUGGAAAUCUGGACACCUAAAUAAAAAGGCAAGAAGCACAUAGCAGCUUUUAGGUGUCCCCCUGUAGUUCUUUGAGAUCUACUAUUGAGCAAAGUAGCUUUAUAAGGAAGAUGUUUUGGCAUAAACAAAACUGGACUGGAUCCAAAUUAGUCAAGCUUAGAAUAAUUUGUUGUAUUGACUCUAGUGGUUCUAUUCUAAAUCUGGAUCCAACCCACUGCAUUUUUCAAAAUGGAAGUGCUAUACCUGAUAACACUUUUUACAUUGAAAAUUAAUGUAGUUCACAAAUGGUUUUCCUUAUGCUCAACUUAAUAUAUUCCAAUUUUGUUUAUGCUUCUGUACUUUGUUAUGCAUACUUCAGUAUCACUGGUAGGAGACUGAUGGAAAGUAGAUGCAAGUGGGUAUAUAGAAUCAUGAAUUGAGAUUAUUUCUGGAGCACCGACAACCUUGAAUACUGAGAGAAAAAUAUACCAUCUCAAAAAAAAAAAGUAUUUAUUUUUAAAGCAAACUUUCAGACUAGCUAGAAUGUAAUAGUUAGCACUACCUGGGUUUUGCCUCUUAAAGUCAAUAGUACUGAAGCAACUUCAUUCCAAAUAUUUUUGUGACUGAUUUGUGAAUUAAUCAAUGUUAAAAUUGUUUUCUCAUAUAUUUAUCUGGAUCUGCAAUAUCCAGAAAAUGUAUUAACACUGUUGCAAAUCAGUGAAAAGCCUUAAAUGAACAAUAGUGUUCCUCUUAGAUUCAGGGCUUUAUUAAUGGUUAUGCUUGUAAUGCAUAAUCUUGGGUCCAAGAUCUAUUAUAGUAGCUAACACAAACACACACAUCAAUGAAUACUAAGCAUGCCCUGCUUUGGGAAUCAUAGCUCUAAUGCAGUGAACAUUAAUCACAAUUAAGUUUCAUAAAAAGCAAUAGAAACCUGAGUUGGUCACAACUACAUUAUGCACUGAUUAAGAGAACAGGUUUGACUAAUUUUGGUUGUAUUGGAGCUGUUAUAGUUAAACAUACAAAAUACAACCUGAGGUGAAGAGGUGACACAGAAUAAGGGCUGUAUCAAAGCUAUAUUCUUAGCAUUUUACUGAAAACCAUAUAAGAAAAAGGGAGGAAAUUUAUGUUUCUCUGCUUUGCUUUUAAGUUCUGUGAACAAGUAAAAACUAUAUUCAUCUGUUCAAUAUAUUGUUUCAGUGUAAGAUACAAAGCACAGAGCAAAAUUUAAAAGCAACCAUAAUAGCAACCAUGAACUAAUUUUGCUACAAUGAAGGCUUACUCUAAACUAACAAAUAUUUCUAUUCAGUAAUGUCUUUUGUAUGUGUUGGGUUUGGCAUCUGUCAGUUUAAAUUUACCUAAGUACAGCCCAAUUACUUUUAUAAUGUUGCAGCAUUAAUUAUUGCCAUGCAUUGAAAUGCUGCAGAAUUUUUUUCCAAUAAUCACUACUCCGUAAGAGGAGAAACUGUUAUAUGAGGUUAUUAGAUAUUUUUAGUUUGGUCAUUCUUCUUACCACCCAAUUGUGUAGCAUGUAAUAUUCAAGAAUAGUAUCUUGUUCAAAAUUGGAGAAAACGGAAUGCUUCAGGAUAAUACUUCUUUGAGAAUAUUUAUAUGAUUUUAAAAUAGGUUUCAUUUAUAUGAUUUUAAAAUAGGUUUCCCCUUGAAUUUGUCACCUCUAAAUCAUGACGUACAUGUCUGCAUAAUUUAUUAAAACUAAAGAAAUCACACAACUAUCUUCUAGUUUAAGUCAAUUCAAAUUGAAAAGGCCAGUGCCCAUAAUUAAGGGGGAGGGAAGAUUGCAGGGGUGGGAAGAGGUAUUGUAGUAGCGUUGUAUAGCAUAAAUAGUAUAAAAUAGCAUACUGAUCCUGAAUCAGAUUAUGUUAAAUCUUUUCAGCUUUCUAAUAUAGGUAAUUCUUAGAAGAGGAGGUGCAAUAUUGAGGUUACAAAUAUGUGGCAUGAGCUGAGAUGUGCCUGUCUUAUUUUAGUCAUAAACUUAACUGGGUGACCUUGGUCAAGUCACUAUCUCUUAGCCCUCUGGUUGUAAUAUGGGGAUAUUCAUAUUGCCUUACAUUAUAUGUUGCUGAGACCUUGCAUGUGAAGUGCUUUGAGCUUUCAGAUGAAGUGUUGAACAUAAAUGCAUAUUAUUAUUACAGAUUCUUGCUUGUUUGGAGCAACUUAGACAAGGUUCCCACCUCUCAAUAAUCAGUUUCUCCCAUUGGCUUGUUCUGCCCUUGGGUACAAACUGUUAGAAUUACCAAGAUGAUACACAAAUGUUUAGCAAAUUAUUCAUUUCAGGAUAAUGUUACUAAGAUUUCUUUGUUGCUACAGUAUGAAAAUUGGGUGCCUUUCCAAAUUUCCAAAUCUAUCAGGGAUAGAUAAAUGUCCAAAUCUAUCAGGGAUUCCUUCAUUAAAUUAUUAAUGAUGUAAUAGUGUUGGAAAUGAAAGAGACAGUUGUUCUCGAUGCACAUUCCAGGGCUAGGGUGACACUGACACUUCAGAUGAGGACAGUGAGGACUGGGAAAGGAGGCCUACCGAUGUAGAGAUGGUGGGGGUGGAAGAGCAUUUCUCUAGGUGUUCAGGCAGACUCUGGGAACUGCCAGGGUCUGGAAUUGUGGAGAGAGGAGCCAGAGGAGCCUGGCCCAAUCAUUGACCCCAUGACAAGGCAUUGGGAGAGAAGCACUAGCCAACUAAAGGAACUGCAUGCAGCUAGGAUGCUUGCCCAUCUCCAGAGGGACACUCGGAGGGGUGGGGUCCAGGUUCCUCAAAAGUAGGGUUCUCAAAAAUAGUUUCUUGUUUGGUAUACAUAGAAGAACUGUCUGUUGCUUGAAAGAAAGGGGAGGAACCUACCUCCUGAAAAUAAGCCUUUCUAAAAGCAGCUUGUUGACCACUAAACAUCUUUCCCUGCUAUGCAUAGAUUUCAUGGAACAAUGGUAAAGUAUGACAGGCCAAACUUACAUCCUGCAUGGACCCUCUAUGAUACCUAGAACAUUGCUUAAACAUCCACUUGGACUGUUUGGAAGACCAGUUGAUAGAGAAAGGUUCCCUGAAAAAGAGACAUUUGGAAACUACUGUAACUGUGCAAUCCACUUGCAUUACUAAAUUUACUGGCCUGAAAGAGAAAAUUGAAAAUAAUGUAUUGCUUUGAUGUGUGAAAUUAAGAAUUUUGUAUUAAAUAUUUAUAAAAACUAUAUGGGGCAGUUGUGUUUUUAAGUUUAUCACACCAGCAGAAACUGCUUUGAUUCAAAAUGAAAAUGAUUUGUACUUUCCAACUCUGUUCUUAAGAAGUGUCUAGCUGUGUAAACAUCUUGUUUACUUUCAUAUUUUAAAUACAUUUUGUACAAGAAUAA